AUAUCACAAUUUAAUUUAAUUUGUGUCUCUGUAAAGUUGAAAAAGCUAACUCUUGUUUUUUGUACAUGAAAAUCACUUAACUUUUAUAACAAUAUUCACCUCCUGAGGAAGUUGAGUGUGGGGGCGAACUUUCACUGCUUUAAGUAUAUGAUCGACCCAAAAUGUGAGGACAUUGGAGGAACUACACAAACCUGUUGAGCAGUUUCUUGGAGAUUUUUUUAGCGCAAUUGAUGUUCGUCUGUCCAACAGGAGUUACCAUCAGUCUUUUGUUCAGAUAUGUCAUGUUUCCAAGGAUUAUUUUUCUGUCCAGAGGCAGCUUCUUUACUACUUCACAACUUCUGCAUAUAUCAUAUCAGUCCUCCCAGACAUGAGGUUAGAAAAAUUGUUGCUAUUUUGGAACUUGAUGUUGUUUUCUAUCCUUGUCCAAGAAAUGGUCCAAAUUUCCGUCCAAAGGUUCUUCAGAUGGGUGGUAAACUGCAGUUCCCCUACAUGGACAACGAGUUUUUCUUUGAGUUUGGCUGCAAAACAGGACAAAACUAUCAUGGCAGAAUGGUUGCCUGAACUUAAGACUGCUAUUUUGAGUGCUCAACAGAGCUUGGAAGAUUGCAAAUAUGUCGGUGGAUUGGAUUAUGGCAAGUGUCUAAUUACUGGUGAACCACAUACUAUAGAUGAUAUUGUACCAAUCAAGACAGGGAAGGUAUGGUGGUAUUCUUCUAAUAUUGGGUGUGGAUUUUGUACUAAAAGCCCUCUUGUUGUGCUUUACUUUUCAAGAGAAGCAAAUCUGCAACCCAAAGGGUUCUUCACAAACAUCUUCAUGGUGAGGUAGUGGAAUACAGCUAUAAAGUUUGUCACAGAGAAUACUAACAUCCUCGUACUG
Molecule: messenger RNA, 877 nt
Organism: Vigna radiata var. radiata (mung bean)
Lineage: Eukaryota; Viridiplantae; Streptophyta; Magnoliopsida; Fabales; Fabaceae
Exons: 7
Coding region: 368-826 (152 amino acids)
Biological process (GO): spindle assembly
Cellular component (GO): HAUS complex
Source: RefSeq, a predicted model, not a curated record